GCCAGCUGUCAAAGAGGCAUCCCGGGCUCCGCCGGCGGGAGCAGCCUUAUGUGUCCCUAAGCCGCGAAGCCCCCUUGGCCCCGCUCGCCAUGAACACCGAGGAGCAGUAUUACGCCUCGGCGCAGCUCUACAAGGAGUCGUGCGCGUUUCAGAGAGCCCAAGCGCAGGACUACAACCCCAGCCCCCCCGCCUGCCUGUACAUGGGCAGGCAGCAACAGACUCCCUAUUCCAGCGCCUUAGGGGCUCUCGAGCAAGGCAGCCCUCCAGACAUUUCACCUUACGAGGUGCCCCCCAUCACUGAGGAUGCCGGGGUCUCCCACCUUCAUCACCAUCAUCACCACCACCCUCAUCUUCCUCCUCCCCACCAGGACGCGCUGCCUUUCGCAGACGGGGCGGACACGGGGGCUUUAGAGGAGCCCCGAGUGCAGGUGCCUUUCGCCUGGAUGAAGUCCACCAAGUCGCACGCCUGGAAGGGACAGUGGACCGGUGGAUCCUACAUGGUGGAACCGGAGGAGAACAAGCGGACGAGGACGGCGUACACGCGGGCGCAGCUGCUGGAGCUGGAGAAGGAGUUUCUCUUCAACAAGUACAUCUCCAGGCCGCGGCGCGUGGAGCUGGCUGUCAUGUUGAACUUGACCGAGAGGCACAUCAAGAUCUGGUUCCAGAACCGGCGGAUGAAAUGGAAGAAAGAAGAAGACAAAAAGCGAGGGGCGGGCAACAGCAAUGACCCCGAGCAAGACUGCGUUGUGUCCUCCGGGGAGCUGCAGACCAAGUAGGAUCUCCAGCCGUGUCCCGCCGGGAACCUUCCCUCGGGAGCCUCCAGGGACCUUCUCGCCCCAAGCCUAGUCGCCAGAAGGCAGCAGGACUCUCGGUGAGCCGCGGGGAGCUCCACGGCCCGGGACGAGGAAAAGGAUGGGACGUGGGAAAGAGCCGAGAGGCUGGGGCCAGCUUCCCUCCGCCGUGCCGUGCCGUGCCGUGCCGUGCCGUGCCGUGCCGUGCCGUGCCGACCCACUCGCGCCUUCCCCCGGGGAAACGCGGUGCCUCCCCUCCGAACCUGGCGUUCUCCGGAGGGUGACUGUAAGAUGCCCAGCUGUGUCAAGGGGAGGCUCGCUGCGGGCGCUGGCGCCGGAG
This is a messenger RNA of Melospiza melodia melodia, 1131 nucleotides long. RefSeq names its product pancreatic and duodenal homeobox 1 (gene PDX1). Gene Ontology annotation, biological process: regulation of transcription by RNA polymerase II; type B pancreatic cell differentiation. Gene Ontology annotation, cellular component: nucleus. Gene Ontology annotation, molecular function: DNA-binding transcription factor activity, RNA polymerase II-specific; RNA polymerase II cis-regulatory region sequence-specific DNA binding. The record is from RefSeq and is a predicted model, not a curated record. The coding region runs from base 90 to 776 and encodes 228 amino acids. The transcript has 2 exons. Lineage: Eukaryota; Metazoa; Chordata; Aves; Passeriformes; Passerellidae.